AUGUUUUGGUUUUGCAGGAAGUUUGGUGACCGACCUCAGCCUCAGCGUUUGACAAGGGAGGCUAUGAGGAAUUAUCUGAAGGAAAAAGACGACCAAACAGUCCUAAUACUACACGCUAAAGUCGCACAGAAGUCAUACGGAAACGAAAAAAGGUUUUUCUGCCCUCCACCAUGUGUGUAUCUAUUGGGCAGUGGCUGGCAGAAGAAAUUAGAGAAAAUGGAGCGGGAGGGCUGCUCGGAACAGGAAGCCCAACCGUGUGCCUUCAUUGGCAUCGGCAACAGCGAGCAGGAGAUGCAGCAACUCAAUCUGGAGGGGAAGCACUUCUGCACAGCUAAGACACUGUACAUCAGUGACUCAGACAAAAGGAAACAUUUCAUGCUGUCGGUGAAGAUGUUCUACGGGAACAGCUCUGACAUUGGAGUCUUCCUCAGCAAGAGGAUCAAGGUCAUCUCCAAGCCCUCCAAGAAGAAGCAGUCUCUCAAGAAUGCAGACUUGUGUAUAGCAUCAGGGACUAAAGUUGCACUGUUUAACCGUCUGCGCUCCCAGACAGUCAGUACCAGGUACCUCCAUGUGGAGGGGGGCAAUUUUCAUGCAAGUUCCCAACAGUGGGGGGCCUUCUACAUCCACCUAUUGGAUGAUGAUGAGUCUGAAGGAGAGGAGUUUGCUGUUAGAGAUGGCUACAUUCACUAUGGCCAGACAGUGAAGUUGGUUUGCUCUGUCACUGGCAUGGCUCUGCCCAGACUGGUCAUUCGUAAAGUGGACAAGCAGACAACAUUAAUGGAUGCUGAUGACCCCGUCUCCCAGCUCCACAAGUGUGCCUUCUACCUUAAAGAUACAGACAGAAUGUAUCUCUGCCUGUCACAAGAGAAGAUCAUCCAAUUCCAGGCCACACCCUGCCCUGAAGAAACAAACAAGGAGAUGAUCAACGACGGGGCUUCCUGGACCAUCAUCAGCACUGACAAGGCAGAAUAUACUUUUUACGAGGGCAUGGGCCCAGUCCCGACACCUGUUACACCUGUCCCUGUGGUGGAGAGCCUACAAUUGAAUGGCGGUGGAGACGUGGCAAUGUUGGAGCUCACCGGACAAAAUUUCACCCCUGACCUCAGAGUCUGGUUUGGUGAUGUGGAGGCUGAGACAAUGUACAGAUGUGGAGAGAGUGUGCUGUGUGUAGUCCCGGACAUCUCAGCCUUCAGGGAGGGCUGGAGGUGGGUAAGACUGCCAGUCCAAGUUCCUGUCACCCUGGUCCGUAAUGACGGAAUCAUCUACGCCACUGCCCUCACCUUCACUUACACCCCUGAACCGGGGCCCAGGCCCCACUGCAGUGCCGCCGGGGCUAUCCUUCGAUCACACAGCACAUCUUCAUCAUCACCAGCUUCCUCAUCUUCACCGUCGUCCUCAUCCUCGCUGGGCGGGCUCGGGGAUAGCCAGGUGGCGUACUCUGCCAGCGACUCUGCCAGUAGUAUGUCCUCAGGGGCAUCAGCUAUGCCGGUGCUGUCAUAGUGAUGCCUGUUAAUGUGACUGUGCAUGUGCCUGUGUGUGUGAGUGUGUGUUUGUGUCUAUAAGUGAAUGGUUGAGGAAAUAUAAUCAUAUAUUUCCCAAAGAGGCUCAUGGACCUGUGAGGAACCGCACAUCAACUCAUAAACUCUUCACCGGAGAGCGAUCAUUUUCAUCAGGGGUGAUACAAUGAGUUGAAGGUCAAAGAUAAAAGACUUGGGAUAACUCAGUUUGCUCUUUAGCGCCCUCAUGUGGGAGGCAGUGGAUAAGACAACAGCCCCCACUAUGAGAAAUCGAUAUCUGAGAUCUAC
Lampris incognitus (smalleye Pacific opah) is the source of this 1805-nucleotide messenger RNA. Its product is annotated as recombining binding protein suppressor of hairless. Gene Ontology annotation, cellular component: MAML1-RBP-Jkappa- ICN1 complex; nucleus. The transcript has 10 exons. NCBI's taxonomy places the organism in Eukaryota, Metazoa, Chordata, Actinopteri, Lampriformes, Lampridae. Bases 1 to 1500 code for a protein of 499 amino acids. Gene Ontology annotation, biological process: Notch signaling pathway; regulation of transcription by RNA polymerase II. The record is from RefSeq and is a predicted model, not a curated record. Gene Ontology annotation, molecular function: DNA-binding transcription activator activity, RNA polymerase II-specific; RNA polymerase II cis-regulatory region sequence-specific DNA binding.